This is a messenger RNA of Jatropha curcas, 2721 nucleotides long. RefSeq lists its product as uncharacterized. NCBI's taxonomy places the organism in Eukaryota, Viridiplantae, Streptophyta, Magnoliopsida, Malpighiales, Euphorbiaceae. The record is from RefSeq and is a predicted model, not a curated record.
UUCCAAAAAAAAAAAAUGUUUUUCUGAAUGAUCAACAUGGUUUCAAAGAUCAGUUUUCAAAAAGAAGAAGAAAGAAAAGAAAAAAAAAUUAACUUUUUUUAAUAUCAAACCGCCAUCACAAUUAUCACUUGAUCAGAGUCUCUAAUUACCGGCUUGACUUCAUUCUAUACGACAAAAGAGUCAAUCACAUCCUUCAUAGCUUCAAAUUCAAUCAAACAGCCUAGAUUAUUCUUCAUUCAUCUCUGAGAUUUUAAGUCAAACGGAAAUAAAUCAGCAACCUGAGAAGGCAAUUAAUCUUACACAUUAAGAUGGGUAAGAUUGGCUGCAGCGUAGAUGGGAACCUGAAUGACGCAAAGUUUGGCGAGCCUCUUCCAUGGAUUGGCAUCUAUGUAGCAGUAGCAUCUCUGGUCUGUGCAAUUGUCAUGGCUGCGGAUGUUAUCCGUGGCUUCCGCCAUCGGAAGUUGUGGUUUCCCAGUAAGUAUUUCUGCAUCAAUGCCACUUCUUUGGCCAUAAUAGCAGUAGCAGUCAAAUUUUCCGUGGAUCUAAACACCCCUAUGCCUCGACGGGUCGAUCAGCUUUCGAAACUUAGCAGCAAUAUCUUGAUCUGUACAAUGAUGGGUAAUUCCAUGCCUUCUCUUGGAACGAUGGAAAACCAAGAAAUCAUGAUGAAUAUUAUAGCUCUGGGAAUACUUGUUAUUACUGUUACUGUCAACAUAUGCAUCCAAUUAGGAACUGGUGUUAUCUAUCUUUACUGGAAAGAGCAUGCACUUAUCAUGUUUCUCAUGCUUGUUUUGCUUGUAAUCUUGAGCUUUUCAGCUUUAACAGUACCGACUACUAAGAGGUAUUUAGAGUUCAAGUUCAAGAAAAAAUACGAAAUGGCUGUGAAAGAAUGUUCAACUGAAUCUAACAGAACUGGGGACAAGAAACUUAGAGAAGAUCUAAUGAAAUUCUGGAUGAUGGCUCAUACCAGCAGCCCACAGUUUGUCAUGGCUCGUUUAGUUACUUGCACUGCUGCAGGUGCACUGUGCCUCCUGGGCGCCAUGACUUUAGCAGAGGCUAUGCUGAGAUCUUAUUUGAUGCCCUGGUCAUUCAAAUUCUGCACUGGAGAAUCUGACUACAAGUGGUCAACCAUCUUAGUUCUUGUUGCACAAACCAUUGCAAUAGGAGUCGGAACCAUUGCCCCUGCAAUUAGAUGGUUUACAGCUGUAAAUUUCAGGUGCCCAACAUUAAGGAAGAAAAGUUGCAGGGGAGAAUUCAAACUAGAAAGAUAUUGGAUCCAGUUCUUAGUGGAGUUGAAAGAAUGCCCAUUUACCUUACGAAUCCAUAACCGGCACUGCAGGAAACUAGCCCAUGAUGCCAAAAAUCAAAUUUUGGACUUGUGUAUUGGAAUGCAAACUGGAAUUGUGUUGGCAAGCAAAGCCAUUCGACUUAUUUCUGUAUACUUCAUAAGCAGGAUUUUAUUAUUCUGUGUUUGGUGCAGAAAGUUGAAAUUCAAAUCCAACAACAUUUCAAUUGACUCAGGACGGGAGUCACAGUCCAGCUCAAAACCAGACCUUAGCCGUUUUGUUUUGCAUCUUGAAGGUGAGAAUCAACUUGUUGAGUUGAUGAUGAAGAGCAAUCGAGAUGCUACUGAACAUUGGAUACUUAAGGGAAAAAAGAAGCAGCCCAGGCAUCUCAUAGAACUGUUGGAAAAGUCAUCAGAGGGACUCCACGGAGUCAGCGAAUUCGACAGUAACCUAGUUCACUCUCUAGACAGCGAAGAACCUAAAAACUGUUGGUCUCUUCCAGUGGUGACUCUAACAGCCAUUGCAACUGCAAUUCCAAACAUCAACAAUAACAUACGUAAGCAGCUGAAACGUAGUGUACAUGAAGGUCUUAUAUAUGUCAAACACAUAGAAGACAACCUGGAAACAGAAGACAAUAUGAAUAACAUCAGGAAGGCAGCAUAUACUGUGUGGCUAGGAAUUGAAAUGUAUCACAAAUGGCUAGAUGUGGAUCUUAAUAAGCUGUGCGUCCAAGCAGAAAGCACAAAAGAAAUACUUGAAGGACUUGCUGAUGCUGCAAAGAACAGGUACAUUGAAUUUAAGAAGACUUACGUGAAUCAAUGUCUCCUGAAGGAAAGCCCGUCCAAGUGGCCAAUCAAUGUAUUGGCAGCUAAUUCCAUGUAUAGAAUAAGCCAAACAAUUCUGCAGAAUUAUGAAAUAAGCUGCAGCCAUAAUAGUGAUAGAUUAUUUGAAACAUUAACUGUCAUGAUCUCAGAUAUAUUGCUUGCUUGUUUCACCAACUUCAAACAUAUCAUAAGUCUCAAGUGUAUGAGUAGCUCAGUUGAAAUACGGGCAGAAUCUGUGCGGCAUGCAGCUUUCCUUCUUGGUGAAACAGAAGGUAUUCUAAAACUUCUAAACCAGAAAGAACUUCCCAGGUUGGGUCCAGAUGAAAUGGCAUGCAUUGAAGACUGGCGUGCAUUGCAACAGCAGAAGAACCAUUUGCCCUUGCCUCUAUCUUCACCAGAAACUGAUGCAGCUUCUUCCGUUUCAUAUGACUUGCAUCUGACCAUAGAUUAAAAUUCAAACCCAAAGAGCAAUAUAAGCAGCUUAUGUUUAUGCUGGACCUUCAAGCUUUUUGUUUUAUCUAUCAUGUUUAUAGUAAAUACUUGUAAUUAAUGUCAACAUGUAAUAAAAUAUAAUCCAGAAGUAAUUAUUGAGACUUGACAUCCCUUGUUCA